This is a messenger RNA of Oncorhynchus mykiss (rainbow trout), 2673 nucleotides long. RefSeq names its product Cystatin F (gene cytf). Gene Ontology annotation, cellular component: Golgi apparatus; lysosome; endoplasmic reticulum. NCBI's taxonomy places the organism in Eukaryota, Metazoa, Chordata, Actinopteri, Salmoniformes, Salmonidae. Gene Ontology annotation, biological process: negative regulation of microglial cell activation; positive regulation of myelination; immune response. The record is from RefSeq and is a predicted model, not a curated record. Gene Ontology annotation, molecular function: cysteine-type endopeptidase inhibitor activity.
GGUGAAUGUGUUGCCUUACAGGAAGUAAAAUAAACAGAACAGUGUUGAGAAAGCUCCAACAGGUAUUGGCAACAUGCUUCUGCUCUUCUCUGGCUUGUGCCUGUGCUCAAUUGUCAGUUGCCAAAGGUAUACGUCUGUGCCUGGCUCUCCCUAUAACAUCAGCACGGAUAACAAGGGGGUCCUAAAGGCGGUGCUUCACGGGGCCUAUUCAUUUAACAACCAGACCAAUGAUGCUUUUCUCUUCAAGCCAUCUGCAAUUGAGAAAGCAGAAAGACAGCUUGUGAAGGGGUUCAAAUACAUUCUGGAAGUAGACCUCUCACGGACUGUGUGCCUCAAAAAGGGGCACAAAGAAGCAGACCUGGCCAACUGCAAGUUCCAACCAGAUGGUUUGUUACAGCAGACAUUCCACUGUGACUUUGAGGUUUGGACUAUGCCUUGGCUCCGCUUCAUGAAGACUACCUAUUUUGUUUGCAGUCCAUCUGACCGACCUUCCACUUCUUCAUGAAACCCAAUCCUUCCUCAUUUCAAUAUUCUGAGAAAAUUACUAAACUGGUUAGGUGCCUUUCGGUUGUUGAAGCUGUGUAAAUUAGACUUGAAAGGCCUGAAAAUCAUAUUGCUACUCAAGACAUGGAAAUUGCCAUUGUUUGACUAUACAUUAAAGGAGUAGUUCACUAUUUUACAAAUUGAUGUUAGAUGGUUCCUCACCCUGAAAAUAGUAUACAGGCCAAGAGAAACUGUAAUCCAUGGUUCAGUUUUCUUUAAACAGCCACUACAAACUUCAGCUAAGUUUAUCCACUACAAGAUAACAAUCAAUGGAAGUGAUGGGGUCAUGUGAGCAUGUUUUUUUGUUUGUUGAACUGGCCAAAUCACCUUUAAGUAACAUCAGAACAAAUAUGGAGUUGAUUUGAAUUUGGACAUUUAAAAAAUCUUCCAUCACUUCCAUUGAUUGUUAGCUUGGGGUUGGUUAAGGUUAGCUGAAGUUUGUAGUGGCUGUUUAAAGAAAACGGAACCAUGGAUUACAGUUUCUCUUGUCCCAUAGACUACUUUCAGGGUGAGGAACUGAUCUAAAAUAACCUAACCCUUGCAUGUCCUACAUAGGUACGGAUACCCCCAAGGGACAUCCUACUACAGGAACCAUCUAACAUCAAGUUGUAAAAUAGUGAACUACUCCUUUAAUGUAUAGUCAAACAAUGGCAAUUUCCAUGUCUUGAGUAGCAAUGUGAUUUUCAGGCCUUUCAAGUCUAACUUACACAGCUACAACAACCGAAAGGCAUCUAACCUUGUAUUUUAUCCUAUAAUAAAAUGGUAGACUGCUUUGACCCUUGCAAUUUAUAUACUGAAUUAUAAAUAAUCACAUGUUGGCCUGAGUUAGGGUCUGCACAGACUCUAAUCAACAAGCUCUGAUAAAAUGUAAAAAAAAAACUUAUUAACAAGGAUUUGACAACCAAGCACGAUUAUAUAAGCCCAUGUAAACAUAAACCUUCUACAGUGUCCAUCUGAAGGCUUGCUCCACCGGGCUGGUUUAACAGCUAGGGUUAUCAUUCUUCCUCAGCACUCAGUGACCUGAACCCUGACCUUGUGUCUAAUAGUCUGUGAUACACCUUAAUUAUUCAAAGGAUCUUAUGAAACCAGUGCAGCAGCAUCUGAUCUUGAGGAGCGAGUAGAGAGCAGAAGAGGCUGACAACUGUAGCAGCUGGCGGCUCUUGGGGUCGGCACUCUCCUCUCAGAGCUCCCAGCACCCUCUUUGAUGCAGCGCUCCGAGCACCCUCUUUUAAUGAGCUUCACUGGCUCGGAGGCAGGGGCAGGUUUCGAUCUGCUCUCAUGUAGAUGUCUCCUGUACUAUACAUUGCUGAGGCGUACACCAACACUCGUUUCUCUCAUUUAAGACAUGUAGUCGGUCAGUAACAGGCUAAUAUUUUAUGGCAGUAGUAUGUAAACACUGGUAAGUGGCUAAACAAAUUGUAGAAAUGUGGCACCAUGUUUUUCAUAUUAGACAAAAGCCCGUUUUAAAACAUUACUGUUUUAAUUCAAAGGAAACUCAGCUGAAGGCCAGCAGCAUUCAACAUCGAGCAAAACAUUUACAUUACGUAAGGUAGUUGACAGUGCAAUAUACAAAAGCAGAUGAAAUGUAUCACAACAAGGGGAAAUGAUUCAUACUUAUUUUGGAAUCUUUUUGCAUCACCUUUAUUAUGAUGAACAAGAUCUUGGAUUUCUAAAUACACACAAAAUAAAUCAGUUCAAAGUGGCACUCUUAAAAUAAUACUCGGUGUGUAUUUCAACUGAUAAAAUUAACUCUUUGAAAUUCUCCAAGUACAAUAAUAACAUUGUCAGUUAUAUUUAAGGGUGAGAUGAGAGCUUUAUUGCAAAAAUGAAAUUAAAAGUUGAGAUACUGAAUGGUUUAAACAAACAAAACAAAAAUAAGAACAAAUUUGGCACAUUUCAACAACCUAAAACACAGACCUGAAAGACAAUGUACUUACAUGGGGAUUUUUGGGCAAACUAUUUGGCCCAAAGACUGUUUGGUUAAAUAAAAAACAUUCCUUGAGAAACUACUGAGAUGCACUGUCAACAGAAAUUAAAGGGUUAAUAGUUAAUUGUAGGCUGAUAAGACUAGAAACGAUGGAUAUGCAUCCCAGUCAAAUGCGCCUUAAUAGUGCAGAUACUUAAUGAAGA